AUGUAUGUAGUACGCAAUGGCAGGGGGGCUGUAGUUGUAGGCACCAGCACAAGUAGAAAUACUCUUAAUGAAGAACAGCAUUGGGAAACAUCGAUUGUCUUACAGAUAAAACCUUUUAUUCAUUAUGAUGAUACUGCAGCCUUGAUUUUACUGCUUUUGCCUGAAGCAAUGUACAUGAUUCCCAGCGCUAAAUGUAGGAUCAGUGAUCCUCUGCCUUUUCUUCACAAGCAGUAUCAGUCAGGAGACUUCAUUAUUGUGGGCAUUCUCUCUCAGAUUUACAUCUUCUAUGCAAUGAUAGACUUCAGAAAACAUCCAUCUAAGAAGCUCUUUGAGGACAUUGUCUAUUUUAACCCAAGUUGGACAUACCGUGCCUCAUUGGAACUCUUCUUUACAAAGGGCCAAUUCAUACCUAACUACAACUGUGAUAUUCAAAACAGACCAAUAGCAGUCAUUGGAGGACCUACCUCUGAUAUCUACCUAUUCAUGAAUAACAUCCUUUCCCUGUACAAGAUGCCACAGCUAAUAUAUGGUUCUGCUCCUGAAAUUAGUGCAAAAGGACAAGCUGCUUUUUACCAACAGAUGUUACCAAAUAUGGACCAUCAGUACAGGGGCAUUUGUCAAUUACUGCUAUAUUUCAAAUGGACAUGGGUUGGGAUGCUGUCUGUGGACAAUGACAGUGGUGAAAUGUUUCUACGCAGGGUAGUUCCCAUGGCUACCCAGAAUGGUAUCUGCUUUGGCUUCAUUGCAAGAUUUCCAAUAACUGUUUAUUCAAAUAAUAUUAUAGAACUGUUAGAAAUAGGAUUUGACACAUACAAACUGGUUAUGAGAAGUACUGUCAUUGCAGUAAUCGUUCAUGGUGAAAUUGGUAACAUGAUAACUCUAAGAUUUCUUUCCAGUAAUUUGAAAUAUGAGGAUUUAUCACUAUGGACAAAAAGUAAAGUCUGGAUUAUGACACUCCAGAUAGAUUUCACAUCACUUCCCUUUCAAAGAAAUAGUGACCUGGCUUUCCUGCAUGGUGCUUUAUCUUUUGCAAUUCACUCUGAAAAGGUGUUGGGAUUCCAGCAAUUUGUUCAGACGAGAAACCCUAUCUUGGAAAAAGAAGACAGUUUUAUUAAGAUGUUCUGGAAAAGUGCAUUUGAAUGUUCCUUCUCCAUCUCUGUAAUAGAAGAGGAAGAUGAGGACACCUGUACUGGAGAGGAGAAACUGGAGACUCUUCCUACAUCUGUGUUUGAAAUGGACAUGACUGGGCACAGCUACAGCAUCUACAAUGCAGUUCAUGUGGUGGCACAUGCUUUGCAUGACUUCCAUUCAUCUAUAAUGAAAUACAGAGCAGGAGACCUUGAAGCCAAAGGGAAACUUCUGAACCAACAUCUAUGGAAGCUUAACCACUUUAUGAGAAGGAUUUCAUUCAAUAACAGUGCUGGGCAAAAAAUUUGGUUCAGCAAAAAUGGAGAGUUAGAGACCAGAUAUGAUAUUAUUAAUUGGAUCACAUUUUCAAAUCUGUCCUUUAAGAAAGUCCGAGUUGGAGGCAUAGACCUCAUGGAUUCCCAACAAAAGACAUUCACAAUUGAUGAGGAUGAUAUUGUAUGGCCAAGUAGGUUUAACCAGGCCCACCCACUUUCACUGUGUAACGGGAAGUGCCAUUCAGGCUACAGUAAGAGCAAGAUAGAAGGGAAGCCAUUUUGCUGUUAUGACUGUCUUCAGUGUCCAGAAGGGAAGAUUUCUAACAGGGAGGACAUGGAUGAAUGCUUUCAGUGUCCAGAAGAUCAGUAUCCCAAUGAGAAGCAGGAUUUGUGUUUUCUCAAAGUUAUAACAUUCUUGAAGUACAAAGAAACUUUGGGGACUGUUUUGGCCAGUUCUGCUCUUUUCUUUUCUUUGGUCACAGUUGGAGUCCUUUGGAUCUUUAUUAAGCAUCAGGACACUCCCAUAGUCAAAGCCAACAACCGGAACCUCACGUAUGCUCUCCUUGUUGCUCUCCUGUUAUCAUUUCUUUGUAUUUUGCUAUUCAUUGGCCAGCCUUCCAAGGUGACAUGUGUCCUUCGUCAAACCGCCUUUGGUAUCAUCUUCUCCAUGGCUAUUUCUUGUGUGUUGGCCAAAACCAUCAUUGUGGUUCUGGCUUUUAUGGCCACAAAGCCAAGAUCCAAGGUGACCAAAUGGGUGGGGAAAAGAUUAGCCAUGUCCAUUGUGUUGGGCUGCUUCUUAAUUCAAGGAAUUAUUUGCACUAUAUGGCUGACAAUCUCUCCUCCAUUCCCAGAUGCUGACAUGAAUUCAAUGGCAGAAGAAAUCAUUCUAGAGUGUAAUGAAGGAUCUGCCUUUAUGUUCUACUGCGUCUUGGGCUAUAUGGGCUUUCUUGCUAUUGUCAGCUUUACAGUGGCUUUCUUAGCAAGGAAAUUGCCUGAUGCUUUCAAUGAAGCCAAAUUUAUUACCUUCAGCAUGCUGAUAUUCUGUAGUGUUUGGCUGUCCUUUGUUCCAACAUAUCUGAGCAUAAAAGGAAAAUAUAUGGUUGCUGUGGAGAUCUUCUCCAUUAUAGCCUCUAGUGCUGGGUUACUGAUUUGCAUCUUUUCUCCCAAAUGUUAUAUCAUAAUGUUGAGACCUGAUAUGAACAAGAAAGAUCAGCUAAGAAGCAAAAACCAGAGAAAAACAUAA
Molecule: messenger RNA, 2646 nt
Organism: Python bivittatus (Burmese python)
Lineage: Eukaryota; Metazoa; Chordata; Lepidosauria; Squamata; Pythonidae
Source: RefSeq, a predicted model, not a curated record